AUGAUCUUCGCCGCCCGUCAGAUGCAAGAGAAGUGCAAGAAAGCGCAGACCCACCUCUACACUGCGUUUUUGAGCCCACCGAAAUCCUUCAACAUGGUGGAGCGCAGUGAAAUGUGGGAAAUCAUGCGGAAAUCCGGCUGUUAUAAGCGAUUCCCGCACAUGGUACGUCAGCUCCACGAGGGGAUGACGGCGAGAGUCAUGAACAGAGGGGACUGUCUCUGAAGCAUUUGCAGUAACCAAAUAGCGUGAGGAAGGGCUGCGUUUAAGCCUCACGUUUUCCUCCAUGCUAAUGGACGCCUGCUGUCAUGAUCACCCCGGCAUCCGCAUCACCUACAAAAGUGACGGACAUCUUCCUAAUAGCUGGUGCAUGCAGGUUCUGACACGUCUCUCUACGAUCUGCUUUUUGAUCGCUUAACAUCACCACAAAUACCGACAUACAAUGAAGCAUUAACGUUUUCACUUCCGACUGAGCUAACUCCGGACUGACCAUCAAAACAGAAAAAAACUGUGAUCAUGCACCAACCGCCUCCUAACGUUGCAUACAGUGUUUAUCGCAUCCACGUCAACGGCACCCAACUGAGGACAGUGGAAAACUUCACUUUUUUUAGUCAGCACACUCACGCAACAUCAAACUCGACGAUGAAGUGGCCCACUAGAUUUCCAAAGUCAGCUGAGCCUUUGGCUGGUUGCAUAAGUCCGUUUGGAAUUGUCAUGGCCUUCAUCUUGAGGACUUUGUUGUAUGGCGCAGAGACCUGGACAGUCUACAAGAAACUCAACCAUUCCCACCCCCGAUUUUCUUUGACGAGAUGGAAGAACAGGGUCCCGGACCCAGAAGUUUCGGAACAAACUGGGAUCCUCUGCAUUCACGUCAUGCUUAGGCAACUGUAACUACGAUAGAGCGGCCACCUCGUGAGUGUGGAUGAUGUCGCCAUGGGUACUAGCAGCCAAGGAGGUCAAACCCGCCGCUACGAGGACGCUUGGAAGAAUUCCUUGAGGCGACCACAUAUCAAUCCGAAGACUUUGAGACGAUACAGCACAGGACCGACCGGCCUGGACAAGGACGCUCAAGGCAUUUAGCAAUUAAGUUUAUUUAUUUUCAUUCGUCCGAGGACUUCUCUGCUGGUCUUUUGAGUCUCUGAAAUAUUUAAGUGUGACCAAAACGUUUUCUUUGUUGAUUCCUGACCUUAGAAUCCCGUUGCACGACUAUCCGCCUGCCUUUAGCGUAAUAAACAUGAAGUUGACCUUAAGAGGAUCUUCCUGUUUGACCGAACAGCAUGCGUGUGCAAGCAGGUUGUUUCCGACUGAAGUUGUUUAUCUGCAGUCUACGACAGCUAGUUGGGGCUUAAAGUCCACCUAAUAUAUCUUGACCGCCUUGCUAUUUCUACCAGAUUGCUAUGGAAAACAUUUUCUGUUCAUCAGAAAUCGCUGCUGAUGCUUUCUCCAAUUAUUUUGCUGUGUUACGAUUGGCGGAGGUCCGAGGCUGCGGCCUCUUAAUCUCUUUUUGAGUGCUGCAAGACUCCAUUUGGUCAUUUUGGCUUUGUGGGCCCGGCAGCCCAGGAUCCUCCGAGGAUCCUGCAAAUCGCUGUGUUAUCCCCCUUUUUUAGAUUUCCAGAAUGAACUGGGACACUCCAAGCAUUUGUUUCUCCAUAAAAUUGAUAAUAUCAUUCGCAUUAUCAUUUCUUUUUUGCUAGCUUCUAGGUUUUGUAAAAUGUCGUUCAACGUCAGUGUCAUCGCCCUGAUUUCUCUACUAAGCCAUGCAUAGGUAAGUUAGCAUAAAGGAGCGAAUUUCAAAUUCGGAGCUGCGCGUUUUGACUGACUGACUAUACAUAUGACUUUGAGACACACGAUUUUUUCCCCUUAUUCUUGGAAGCCUUUUAUUUAGACCAUUAUAAAAAACUCAGCAAGGAUUAAAUACCUGCGUAGGGUAAAGAAAUGCUAACUGUUGUUUAACAAAUCCACCAGCGUUUUAACAUUCCUGCUUUACUGACAGACCUAUGUAUGCAUUCAGUAUAGCAAUAUUUCAAGUAUUUUCUUUACUACCUGACGGCUCUCCGUGCAUAACCUGUUUUUAAAAAUGAGCUUUCCUCUUACUAAUGCAUUACGUGUGCGGAUGCAGAACAAUGAGCCACUGUAGACACUUCAGCAGCGUCGAAUCCGCGGGCGGUAUAGGUCAGCGAAUGUCAUCCUGCCGACGGAGGGCCACCAAAAACUGUGGUGAACUACGUCGACUUUUAAGGUAUUGUGGACAGUUCUCCAUAACUUUUCUUUGUCCCACGCAUAUACUUAACCCUUACCGAAAAUUAUCGAGAUCCUUCGCUCGUCCUUAUAAGCCCCUACUCAGCGCAACCCAGUGUCAGCGAUCUGUGGGUUUCUAGAAACUGGCAUCACUUCAGUUUGAAAUAAGACAGUGCAACGGCCACUUUGAUAAUAGGGGAGGUUGAACGGCCAGUGAACUUACUUUUGUCAAUUUAUUUGAAGAAGCAUCUGGAAGGGAUGGACAGACCUGGUCCUAUGCGCAUCUUGAGUGAACAGUGUUGGACUUAGAUUGGGAAUGCCAGAAGAAUCUUGGGUUCUUCGCAGUGUAAAAUGAAACUGUCUCACCUUAAGUUAAGCGUGGGGGGGGUUGACUUCUGCACAUGAACCCUUUUAGAUGUCUUAAAGCAAGGCUCUUGUCUACUCCUAACCGCGCAGAUGUCAAGUUUUGUUUUUGUUAGUGUACCCUUUUGUCUAGACUGAAUAACCGGAGAGUUGGCGAGCAGAAUUUGAGAAACAACUGUGGCGACGUAAAGUAUGAGACCAGUCUGUAUAGAUUUUAACCUAUGGCUCCGGGGAGGAGCACGGGCCCAUACGGGUAUUCAGGUUGAAUUAACCCCAGGUAAGAUCACAGUUCGCAGCCAGACAUUAUGAGUUGAUACCAUCGACAAUAACCUUGGACUACCUGGGUUCUGACCGUCUACAUGCCUCCUAAUUCACAUAUUUUGAAUUACGCGGGCUGUUCCGGUACCUCACUGGAGUAACGACGCAAACACACGACAAGAACGCGAGUUUCCCAAAUGCCUUCCACAGAUUCGGCUUACUGCAGCGCCGUCUGUUCUACUGAUCAAACUAAAAUUAACAUCCUUCCCGUAGUUCGGGAGUCCUUGUGCCCGGUCGGAUCUUAUUUCAUAGCCACACCUGCAGUUGACAAGCCCCAGCUGCCUGUCAUACGGGAUCGUUGGUAAUCGAGGGUUUGACAUUAACCCCCCAGCCCCUAACAGGUGCGGCUACGAAAUAGGAUCUUACCCUUUAGCCUCACGAGAGGAUGAUGGCGUGCAUCAAGGAAAAUCGGACAAUCUCAGAAGCGUUCGUUGUGACCAAUACAGUGAAUCAGGGCUGCGUGCGCGCCCCCACUCUCUGCAGUCUCAUUUGCUCUGCUAUGCUGAUGGGCGCCUAUCAUGCGGAACGUCCUGGGAUCAGCAUCACCUAAAGAACCGACUACCGGCCUCUCAAUAAAUGUCGCCACCCCGCAACUAGUGUUUGUGACCUGCCCUUCGAGGACGACAGGAGGCUCAACACCGCGACAGAAGCGGAUAUGCGACGGAGCAUGAGCUUCUUCGCAGCCGGCUGUACCCACUCCGGGCUUAUCAUCAACACGAACGAAACGGAGUUUUUGUCCCAGCCGGUCACCAAAAAUGACCCUCUAAUCAACGCUACCCUACUCAAGACAGUAAACACACUGCCUAUUUAGGCAGGAUCGAAUCCCCGACACUGAUGUGCUGGAACGGACGGGAACCCUCAGCAUCUACGCCAUACUGAAGCAAAUUCAGCUGCGCUGGAGCGGCCACCUGGUGCGCAUGGACGACGAGAGACUACCCAAAUGACUCUUCUACGGAGACGUCGCGACGGGUUCUCGCCUUCAAGGAGGCCAGAUUCGCCGUUACAAGGAUACCCUGAAGUCCUCCCUGAAACGCCUGCAAAUCCACCCCACCCACCGGGAGGAGUUCGCAAUCGAUCGACCGACCUGGAGGAGGACAGUGAAGACAGGCGCUGCGAUCUACGAAGCCAACCGCAUCGCUGCCGCCAAAGCGAAACGUGAAGCCCGCAAAUCACAACUUCGCCCAGUGCGCAACGCCGCCGCACAACCGCUUCCAACGUGUCCUCGAUGUCAACGGACAUUCCGGGCUCGAAUCGGACUCGUUGGACAUCUUCGGAUUAACUGCGCCUCUCGAAUGGCACCAAACAUCGUCCGCCCUCCCACCUCUUCCUCCUCCUCUCCGCCGCCAACUAACUCUGACAAUUCUUCUGACCCACCACUUCCAUCAUCAUCCUCCUCCUCCUCCUUCUCCUCCUCCUCGCCCACUGCUCCAACGGCGGCCGCUCAGGCGACUUUUCCGCGCACAACAACCGACACUACCACCACCUCCCCCGACUCCAGCGAUGAGGAUCAGGACUACAACUGCCCUCACUGCGACCGCACCUUCACCUCACACAUCGGGCUGAUCGGUCACUUGCGAAUCCAUCGCACAGAGACUGGCGAACCAGUGCGUGAAGCACCAACCUACACCCAGCGCACUCGCCUCCACUGCCCACACUGUCCUCGCACCUUCAGGCAUCGCAUGGGCCUUUUCGGCCACAUGCGCAUCCACGAGAGCGGCCUUGACCGCACUCCCGACACACCCACCACAUCCAACACAUCCACCGUGCACACCCCCACCCUCGCUCCAUCCGUCCGCGCCACCACCACCACCAUCGCCUCCUCUGUAGCUGACACUGACACCGCCGACUUCUUAUGCCCACACUGUCCACGCACAGUCACCUCACGCAUCGGUCCGGUCGGUCACUUGCGAAUCCAUCGCACAGAGACUGGCGAACUAGUGCCUGGAGCACCCACCUAUACCCACCAAGCUCGUCUCAACUGCCCACACUGCCCUCGCACCUUCAGGCAUCGCAUGCGUCUCUUCGGCCACAUGCGCAUCCACAACAACCUGCGGUAG
This is a messenger RNA of Spirometra erinaceieuropaei, 4973 nucleotides long. NCBI's taxonomy places the organism in Eukaryota, Metazoa, Platyhelminthes, Cestoda, Diphyllobothriidea, Diphyllobothriidae. The record is from the annotation of a GenBank genome assembly.